Messenger RNA from Suillus clintonianus, 946 nucleotides. RefSeq lists its product as uncharacterized. The record is from RefSeq and is a predicted model, not a curated record. Bases 103 to 744 code for a protein of 213 amino acids. The transcript has 4 exons. Lineage: Eukaryota; Fungi; Basidiomycota; Agaricomycetes; Boletales; Suillaceae.
GUUGGGCGUUGGGUGUUGGGCUUGGGUGUUGGGCGUUCAACUUUGAGCUCCCCUAGUCAGCUACAGUACGUGCUCAGAUCUUUUCCUUGACCCUCGUCUCAAAUGCUCACCCGUCGUCUGCGCUCUAUACUACCCGCACUCGUUCCCGUCGCUGGCAGACGACAUUGGACGUCACUGCCGUCGACCCAUCACCUAUCCUCUGUCCCAUCCUCUCAACUCUCAACUCCUCUGCAUAACACGAGAAUCUCUCCAGAACUCCAGGAAUGGCAUGGCAAACUGAGGAACCGGACCGUAUCACCUUUCGCUGUGCGUGGAGGAUGCUUGUACAUCAACACUUGCAGAGUGCAUCAUGAACUUGGGCGUGUGACUGGCGACAGCACCAGCAAGGACAGUCACUGCAAGCACAUGCUCGGCCCGUGGUACCAACAGUCAGUACCAUACUUGAACAUUGUAUUCUCCCACUCCUACAGAACGAUUCUCGCCUCCGAGCGGCACCCAAGGUCAUUAACCAGAGUGUUCGAGACUCGUGUCACGCGCCAUCGGCAAGGUUGCUGCCCUCUGAAGAGUUCUGACCACCCAAAAGUGCUGUGCGCUUGGCUUAGAGGACUGCUUCAUUUGCUACACGAGCAUGCAUGGCGCUCGCAGAAACGCUGGUCUGAUGCAAAACUCUUUCCAACUCAGUGCACCAGGCGUGCCUCACAGUGUAUGCGUCGUUUCCUUGCUGUUAUUGAUGAAUGUGGCUGAUGCCUUGUCUCAUCAACCUUCGAAUCGCGUCUUUCGCGGGGUUACAUCCGCCGUUUUCGUCCACCGCGAUUACCUUCCCUUCCUAUUGGCUUCCACACGUACACUCCACACCCACGUAGUCCAUCAUCCCGCUCUCUAUCUUCAUUCCCUCUCUUCACCGCAUUCGACCAUCUCCAGAUAUCGCCGAAGAUCAGCCCCCAUC